This is a messenger RNA of Lampris incognitus (smalleye Pacific opah), 4752 nucleotides long. RefSeq names its product drebrin-like protein A. Bases 472 to 2778 code for a protein of 768 amino acids. Gene Ontology annotation, cellular component: lamellipodium; site of polarized growth; dendrite. The transcript is spliced from 16 exons. Lineage: Eukaryota; Metazoa; Chordata; Actinopteri; Lampriformes; Lampridae. Gene Ontology annotation, biological process: positive regulation of dendritic spine morphogenesis; positive regulation of axon extension; postsynaptic actin cytoskeleton organization. Gene Ontology annotation, molecular function: actin filament binding. The record is from RefSeq and is a predicted model, not a curated record.
CAAGUUUCACGGCGAACAGCUUUCUACCGAGUGACCAACCGAGUGAAGUCAUUACUCUUUCCUCCCUGUCGGGGGGGGGGGGGGGGGAGGAGGAGAGGUGGGGCUUUCGGUGGUGCGAACUAAUCUCGCUGCACAAGAGCGGAGUUGUGCAGCGCAGUCUCCGCAACGCCGCGUGUGCAGCGACUGCACUGACAACCAACUGACCUGCAGGAGUCGGGGGAGCUUCAGCCCAUUUUGCACGAGAGCGCAGGACGUGUCUGUUCUUCUUUCGCUCGCGAACGUUAGUAUUUUGGGGUAGACUUUUACCCCCCCCCUCCUCCCACACACACCCUACCCCACCCCGGCCCAGCCCAGCCCAGCCCAGCCCAGCCCAGCCCGGCCCGGCCCGGCCCCGUGCGCGGAUAGCCCGUCCAUUAAGCGUCUGGACGAGUGAAGAGAACCUCCGGGAGUGGUCUUGGAAACUUUGCCAUCAUGACCGCGCGAACGGUCAACCUUGAUACCUACAGUCUGUCUCUGCUCACUGCCAAAGAGGACAUCCUCAAUCCCCGCUCGUCCAUCAACUGGGCCCUUUUCACAUACGAUGGAGUCAGCAACAAGCUCAAACUGGCUGAUUCGGGUGCGGGCGGUGUGGCAGAGCUGGCGGGGAAAUUUCAUAUCUGCAAGCCCCAGUAUGGUCUGUGCAGGGUGGGAGCUACAGAGACCGGAGGCCCCCGUUAUGCUAUGAUCCACUGGGUUGGCCAAAAUGUGGACGAGUACAGAAGGACAGAAUGCGUCACCCACAUACCUGCCAUUAAGAACUUCUUUAAGGAGGCUCAUGUCUUCAUCAGUGCGGAGAAGGCAGAUGAUGUGACGGAGGAGAAGAUAAGAGCCGAGCUCAGUAAAGUGCAGGCCCGUGGCCCUAUGGACCGUGUGAGGAGGAGCUCCAGAUCGGCUGAGAAGGAGGAAACAGUGGGCACCAACUACAGAAAAACUAACGCCGCAAUGGAAAUGAGAAGGAUCAACAGGGACUCCUUCUGGGCCCGUGCAGAGCGUGAGGAGGAAGAAAGGAAGGAGGAUGAGAGGAGAAGAGCUGCAGAGGAGAGACGACGUCUUGAGAGAGAGAGAGUCCUGAAGGAGCGACGGGAAGCUGAGGAGAGAGACAGGAAGAUGAACGAGAAACUGCAGAUGAUCGAGGAGCAGAGGAGAAAAAAGGCGGAGCAAGAAGAAGAGGUGCGCAGACGAGAGAGAUCAAGAUGGGAGCAGCAACAGCGGGAACAUGAGGAGGACAUGAGGGCUCAUCUCAGAAGGAGCGAGUCCAUAGAGAAAGCAGCAGAGGCUGCAGUAUUGGUGUCCCAGCGCUCUAUGAACCCGAGGGAGUUCUUCAGACAACUUUCCUCCUCAUCACAAAGUCCCACCAGCCCUGGGUCAAACCGCUCAGGCAAACCUCCAUUGAGGCGAUACCAGCGCAGCCUGACAGACACUGCCUUCAUCUUCUCCAAGUCAGACAGCAGCACUGCAACCUCCCCACGCAGUCCUCCACUGGUCUCUCCUUUCUCCAGAGCCCCUCCCUCCCCUUUCUACCGCACCACCUCCCCGCCCAUCAGCCCCAACUUCCGUCCAAUUGUGUCUCCGCAAAGGCCCCAAGCCUUCACAAUGUCACCACCUCCGUCACCUCUACGCUCUGCUCCACCUGUCUCAGCCCUGCCCAGCCUCCCGCCGGGCAGCCCCCAUAGUCAGGAUCAUGUCAAGCCCAGAUCUCCCUCUCCAACACAGCCUUCUGCGCCACCUGCCUCCCCUAGUCUCCUAGCUCCCUUCCCUGCCGACUUACCACAAGGAAAUCCUACACAGUCUCAGCCAGAGGGUCUUCCCCCCUCUCCAGUCCUGCAGACCCCGCCCCAGAGCCAGGCCCAGAUACUACUACCUACAAUCCCAGAUACCUCACCCCUGCCUGAGCUGUCUCUUAUUGCUCCAGUCUGCUCUGAGACUGGUCCACUUCCACAAGCCCCUUUAGCGCCCCUCCCCGAGUUCCCACAGCCAAACACAGCCGCUCCCACUGACGCUGAGCUGCUCUCAAACACUGUCUACACAGUGCAAGCUGUGUUGGUGGAGGAAGAUGAGGAAGAUGUGGAAGAUGAGGAAGAAGAGAAGGAAGAAGAUAAGCCUGAAUCGGAUCAACAAACCAGCAUUGUCACCACAGAACUUGUCCAGACUGUUGAGGAACAGGAAGAGGAGGGAUCUAAACAGGAAACAGAAACACCUGUGGACAUAGUGCUGGAGGAAGGAUCGGCAGAGGAAGAUGAGCAGGAGAAUGACCAAUCGGAUUACAAUCAUGCCCCUGCCGAGCCAGUUGUCGUUGAGGAAGAGGAGGAGUCAGCAGUCAUAGAUAUUGAAUCUAUUUCUAAGCAAAUCAAAGAAGAGACUGUGGUCCUGUCAACUAAUGGAUUCACAAACGAGGAGGACAUAAGGGAACAGAACGGCACAGAGCGAUCUAUGAGUCCGUCUGACACAGAGCUCAGCAUGCCGGAGUUGGCUGUAUGUUAUGAUUUUCACGGCAUGGCUGAGGAAGACUAUGAGGAUGAGGAACAGAAGAUCUCAGAGAACGGUCAACAGGUUAUUCCAGAGAGACAAAUGUGUGUUCGGGCUCUCUAUGACUACCAAGCAGAGGAUGAAUCAGAGAUCUCCUUUGAACCUGGUGACAUCAUCAGCGAUGUGGAAACGGUGGAUAAAGCCUGGUGGAGGGGGUACAGCAAAGAUGGCCGCCAAGGCCUAUUUCCUGCAAAUUAUGUAGAGACUAUCUAAGUGGACAGACAGAAACACACACACACAAACACACACACUCAGGGACACUGUUCUCCCUUACAUUUAUUGAAUAGUACAUACAUGUCUAUAUCUUAACACUUACAUUGAAAUUCCAUUUAUUGUUUUAGGUUUCAUGCUCACAGUUGAAAUAGCGGAGACAUUUUUGCGGACCAAAAGAUUUUUCUGUUUGAGUUACAAUACGUAUGUCGGUGUGGCGGGAUGUAUCACAUGAAAAUAACAAAUGAUUGCAAGGUUGCUUGUUUUAAUUGAAUGAAAAGCAAUUUUUUUUGUGUAUAUUUUCCCACUUAAUACACUCAUAGUGCAUAUAUUCCAGUUUGCUCACUUUCUUCUCAUGUUAGAUUUUAAGCUGCAUUACUCAGAAUUCAUGGCAAGACAUAUAGACACAUAUUUCAGAAAUCAUAAAAGUUAAACAAAUACAUCAAAGAAGGUUGAAUCAGUUCGUCUGGAUACAAUGUUUACUGACAGAUAUGUUUUAGAUUAAAUGUAUCUGUCAGUAAACAUUGUAUCCAGACGAACUGAUUCAAACUUCUUUGAUGUUCUUACCUGGAUUAUUGAGCAUGUAUCAAGACAUUAAACAAAUGCAACUUAUUUAGUGGGGUUGUAGGGUUAAGUGUACCAUAAUGUUGAACUUAAGCAUGCACUCCUUUGAAUCUGUCCACAUGCUUCGACUGCCGACUGAAAACCUGUAUUGUAACAUGAUAAUGGAUACAAAAGCUGGGUAAAUAAGCGUUCUGUUUCUCUCCAUCACUGUUGAAGAAGGGGUUGUGUUUUGUUCAUACGGUGAUGUCCUUCCAAAUGUUUGCUGAUUCUGUGCCGAAUCUUAUUUUUCCAGAGACUUGACUCAGUUAUGGCAUUAUGUCGACACACAAUUGAUAUCAUGGAAACAUUUUAUUUGCCCAAGAUUUCUGUUUUUCAAAAUGUUGCUUAUUGUCUUAAUACACUAUGCUUGUAUAUAAGGAUGUAUAGAAGUCUCAAAGUCUUCCUUUUGGCGAUCAUUUGAACUUUUGGUUUGGAUACUCGUAGUAUUCACUCCAAACUUGCUAUCUACAACCUCAAAAUGCUUUGCUGGAAUAUGAGGGCGAGAGAGGCUUUUCACGAGUUUAUCUUCGCUUUUUCACUCAUUUAUUUUGAUAUUAUUGUCUCUCAAGUUUCUCAGUGUAAUACUGGAUGACAUUUUAAAAUGAACAAUUUUAUUAACGUUUUUCAAAGGGAAAGACAGAAAAUGAAAAGAAACAAUACUAAUAACAAUAUUAACAAAAAAUAAUAAUAAAAAAUAAAACAAAAUUACCCCUCAAAAUUCAGUAACACCACCAUAUACAGCAUUCAAUACACAAUUCCACCUCUAUGUCCUUCUUGACCAAGCCACAAAUGGGCCCCAAGUAAGCUCAAAUUGGUCUAUCUUGUCCAAAAGAGAGUAUGAGACCCUCUCAUAGCUAGCCAGCUGAACCAUAGUUGUAGCCCACUCUUCACAGGGAGGGGGGUAUUGUUUUUUUCCAGUGUUUCAAUAGUGUACAUUUGGCAGUUGUGGUGGCCAGGAUAAUCCACCUCUUUUCAAAGGAGGGGAGGCCAGAGUCCUUGAGUUUUGUUGUUAAGCCCAACAUAAAUAGCUUUAUGGUGAUUGGGAAUUGCCUCUUAACAACUUCAAAUAAAACUUGUUGAAUGUUAUUCCACCAGUCCUUUAAGUGCCAGGCAUAACCAAAGUGUAUGUGAAACAGAGGCCCCAGCUCCCUUAAAUUUCCAACAGCAGUCAUCUGGUAUGAGAUUCCUCCUAUGCAAUUUUUGUGGUAUCUAGUGCCAUCUAUGAAUUAUUUUCAGUGGGAUAAAUUUAUUUCCUACUUAUUUGUAUAUAGUAUUCAGGUUAAUUAAGCAUGCUUCCAGCUGUUUUACCCAUUGAUCCUUAACCUUGUUGCCAGAUGACACUUUAUUGAGUAUCCAUAUUUUUCCAAAUCAAAA